Molecule: messenger RNA, 2194 nt
Organism: Microplitis mediator
Lineage: Eukaryota; Metazoa; Arthropoda; Insecta; Hymenoptera; Braconidae
Product: putative ankyrin repeat protein RF_0381
Exons: 2
Coding region: 367-2136 (589 amino acids)
Cellular component (GO): nucleus; cytoplasm
Molecular function (GO): protein binding
Source: RefSeq, a predicted model, not a curated record
CAAUUUUUGAAUGCUCUUGCCAUCCACGAUAUUUUCGCGCAAUAACAUCACGUGUUUUGUCGAUAUACAUUUCUGAGAAAGUAUAGAGCUCAGUAACCAAAAAAAUGUAUCUUAUAUACUAUUUAUUUACAUAAAUAAUUAACAGGUACUUCUAAAAAAGUUAGAUCAAUUAUCCUACCAUUGUCUGUUAAUCAACAUACAAAAAAAAAAACAUUUAUAACUACCACAAAACAGGAAAACUAUCAUUAGAGGGAUUGGGAUUAUUGAAUACGAAAUUAAUUAAGUUUUACAUUUUUAUUUUAUUAUCUAAAUAAUAUAACAACUUUAAAUAGUCAACUUUUAGCUUGAGUAAAAUAAUAUGCAAACAUGUCAGGAUAUGAUCCAUCGGGUUAUAGUCUAAUUUCUGCAAUUCGCCUGGGUGAAAUCGAACGAGUAAGAGAAAUAAUAAAUUCCGUUGGCUUGUCUAAUCCACCAUCAUGGCCUUAUUGGUAUAUUUUACUUCGAGAUACUAUAAAGAAAAAUAAAGUUGAAAUCGCUAAAUUAUUACUAUCAAAAGAUAUAAUAGUAAACCAUAAAUGUCCUAAACAAUUGUGGUCAUUUCCACCACUACAUUUUGCAAUUGAAAAUGGGAAUGAAGAACUAGUUGAAUUACUUCUUGAAAAAGGGGCAAAUAUUAAUGCUGAAAAUAGAUUUGGUGAUACUCCACUUCAUACAGCAGUUAAACAUGGCAAAAGUAAAAUAUCAGAAAUGCUUUUAGAAAGAAAAGCUCCUAUUAAUGUUAGAAAUAACAGUUAUUUAACUCCACUUCAUAUUGCAUCAGCAAAAGGACAUUUAAAUAUUGUCGAACAACUUUUGAGUCGAGGAGCUGACGUAAAUAUUACUGGAAUGAAUUGCGAAACUCCUAUUCAUCUAGCCAUUGACAAUGGACACACUGCUAUUGUAAAACAGCUAUUAAACCAUUCAGCUGAUGUAAAUGCUGUAUAUACUUACAUUACAGAUCCUGAUUUAGAAAUAUUUACAAGCGGUUUUACACCUUUGCACCUAGCAUGUGAACAAGGCAAUGAAGAUAUCGUUAAAAUGCUUUUGAAUAAAGGUGCUAAGAUUAACAUUAAAGAUGCCGAUCAUUCUUUACCUAUUUUUUAUGCUACUCAAUCAGGGCAUAUAAACUUGAUUAAAGCUAUACUAGAGCAUCAAAUUUUUACUGACUAUGCAUCGAGUGUUGAAAAUAUGUUACGCGAUGCUGUUAAAAAUGGAGACUUGAUUACAGUUCAUUAUACUUUAAAACAUUACACAGAGUUUCGUAAGCUUGUAAAUCCUAAAACUAAUUAUUUUAAUUUUUUGAACAAUAAUCCGCCUGAUUUGGUUGAUGAAUCAGGUCAAUCUUUGCUUCACCUUUCCGCACAAUUUGGUAAUUUUGAAAUUACGGAAGCUUUAUUAAAUUUUGGUGCAGAUAUUGACAUUAAAGAUAAAAUUGGGAGGACUCCACUUCACAUUGCUUGCCAAGAAAGAUUUGGUCCUGUUAUUGGAAUAUUAUUACGUUAUGGCCCAGAUUUGAAUAUAAGGUGCGAUGAAGGAUAUUUACCACAAGAUUAUUUAUUCAGUUCGAAACUUUACAGUCAACGAUUCAAUCGUCAUAUUAAUUAUGACAAUGAUCCUGAUUGUCUAGUUGGAAACCCUAAAGAUCUUAUUAAAUUAUUUAUUGAACAUGUAAUUAAAUUAAAAACUGCUAAAAUGUUUGUAAGUGACGUAAAUUUACAAUUGAUUAAAAACAAUUCCAGGUUUAAAAAAGUCGAAAAUGAAUUUAAUAUUGAGAGCGAAAAAUUAAAAGUAAAAAAAAUUAGUCAAAAUUUAUAUUUUUAUGAUAUUUUAUAUAAAAAUAUUGAUGAAUUAACAUCUUAUACAAAAAAUAAAACGGUAAUCAAAGUUUUAGAAUCACGUAAAUAUACAAUUAUAUUUCCACACUAUGGGUUUAUUAUAAAAAGUAAAUUCAAACAAAGUCUGCAAAGAAAAUUAUUACUAGAUGAAAGUAUUAAAUCCGUUUCAAAUAUUUUUUCAAAAUUACCUAUUGUUUGUAUCGAAAAAAUUCUGAUGUAUUUGAGUAAUUAUGAUUUACAAGUUUUAAUAGAUGGUGAUUAAAAAUAAUUCAUAAUAUUUGUAAUUUAUUCAUAUAUUUAUAUAAAAUUAUGAGUGUAAA